Molecule: messenger RNA, 1130 nt
Organism: Dermatophagoides farinae (American house dust mite)
Lineage: Eukaryota; Metazoa; Arthropoda; Arachnida; Sarcoptiformes; Pyroglyphidae
Biological process (GO): regulation of cell cycle
Cellular component (GO): nucleus
Molecular function (GO): cyclin-dependent protein serine/threonine kinase inhibitor activity
Source: RefSeq, a predicted model, not a curated record
UACCAACUGAAGAAUUGGAAAAUAUCGAAGAAGAAGAGGAAGAAGCAGCAGCAUUAUUACCAUCAUCAUCAACCAUACAGACGACAUCAAUGCCAACGGCAGCAACUACAUCGGCAGCUGAUAUUGCCGGUUCAUCAUCACAUCAAAUUCGGCCAUCAUUCAUCGAAACAGCAGCAGCAGCAGCAACUCAUCGUAUCGAUACCCGUCAAAUACAAUCAGUACGUCGAAGAUUAUUCACAACAACGGCAGCAACAUCGACGGCAACAACGACAACAACCGAUACACCGGAACAGCAGGAACGUACGACCGGUUGGCUUUCUGAACAAAUGGCACAGAUUCAACGACAACAACGUGAAAGAUAUAAUUUUGAUUUUGAACGUGGAACACCAUUACCUGAUCGUCCUGGUGAUCGUUUCCGUUGGGAACAAGUUGUUCAACAACAACAACAACCUAUUGAAUCAUCAAUUUCAUUAACAUCAAAACCUAAAGCUUCCGGUGGUGCUACCACAACAACUACAACCAGCAGCAUGACUAGACAAGCGUCUCUAAUGGGCAUGUUACCGGUACGAUGUAAAGCACGAUCCAUAUCGACCAUGACGACGACUACGACCACAUCAUUAUCUACGGCCACUACAGCCAAAAGUAUUGAUAUUGGACAACAACAAUAUGAAUCUCAACGAAAACGACCAAUUGAAACACAUGAGGAAUCAUCCAAGGAAGAAUCAACAGAACAACCCGAGUAUUCAAAAAUGAUGACAAUGAAACGUCUACGAUAUGAACAGACAUCAUCAUCGAAAGAUGAGCCAAAAUCAUCAUUGACCACUAAACAUGAAAAGAUUACGGUCAUUGAAGCUCCAUCGUCGUCGUCGUCGUCAUCAUCGUCGUCAAGUUCGAAAACUACUACAUCGUCGUCGUCCGGGAAAAACGUGCAAAUUAAAAAAAAGAAUGAUUGAAUUGAAUGGUUCGAUGUUGGUGUGUUGUUUGUUUGAUUUCGGGCACCAUUUCAUUUGCAACAACGAGUACAAUUAUCUAAAACACUCAUAUAUGGAUCAAUCAUUUUUCUAUUUACUGUUUUCGCUGUUUUUUGAAGAAUUUUCUUAUUUUUGGAAUUAUAGAAAAACUUUAUUAUA